AUGUAUUGUUCGUCUCAAAACUUGUUAAAAUCCUUCAAACAUCUCCUCCCUACCUCCCCAAAACACGCUUUCUCCAAAAGCCCCACCUUCCUAAAAGCGGUUUUAGCAAUCACCUUCCUUUCCCUCUUUUCCCUCCCUUACUAUUUCACAUCCUUUCCCCUCACCAAAUGGCGACUCUACCGGCCCGACCGAGCCCUCGUCGGGCCCCCGCCAGACAAGACGAACAUUUCCCACAUCCUCUUCGGAAUCGGCGGCUCCGCCGCCACGUGGUCCCACCGUCGCCGCUACUCCGAGCUCUGGUGGGAACCGAACGCGACCCGAGGCUUCGUCUGGCUAGACGAGGCCCCGAGCCCAGAUAACGGGCUCGAGCCGUGGCCCGAAUCAUCCCCCGAAUUCAAAGUCUCAUCCGACACGGCCCAUUUCAAGUACACGUGCCCGUACGGGCACCGGUCGGCCGUCCGUGUGGCUCGGAUCGUCAAGGAGAGCUUCGAGCUCGGGCAAGCGAACGUGAGGUGGUUCGUGAUGGGUGACGACGACACAAUUUUUUUCCCGGAGAAUUUGGCGAACGUGUUGGGAAAGUACGAUCACGAGAGGAUGCAUUAUAUCGGGAGCGUCUCGGAAAGCGUGGAGCAAGACGUGGUACACUCGUACACGAUGGGCUACGGAGGGGCGGGCUUUGCAGUCAGCUACGCGCUGGCGGCGGAGCUCGUUCGGAUCCUCGACGGGUGCAUUGACCGGUAUUCUGAUUUUUACGGGUCGGAUCAAAAGGUCGGUGGAUGUGUUAGCGAGAUUGGGGUGCCAUUGUCUAAAGAACUUGGAUUUCAUCAGAUGGAUAUCCGGGGCAACCCGUUCGGACUACUAUCCGCCCACCCGGUAGCACCCUUAGUUUCACUGCACCAUCUAGACUACGUGGAACCCCUAUUUCCGAACACGAGCCGGGUAGAUUCCAUCAAAAAGCUAAUCGUGGCAUACAAAUCUGAUCCGAAUCGGGUAUUGCAGCACACUUUCUGCUACGACCAGACCCAAAAUUGGUCCAUAUCGGUCGCAUGGGGCUACAAUGUACAGUUGUACCCGUUUUGGGUCAGACCUAAAGAGUUGAGCACCCCGUUGAGGACUUUUAUACCGUGGGCCAAGGACAAUAGCCCAUUCACUUUCAAUACCCGUGAGUACAAACUCGAGCCAUGCGAAAGGCCCAUCGUGUUUUAUUUUGAUGGGGUCGAGAAAUUCGAGAACGUGAGUACGGUGACGUCGUACACAAGGGCCGCCGCCGACGAGCAUCGGAAGAAAUGUGACAAGGCGAAUUAUAAGGCGGCCUAUUCGGUUAAGGGGUUCAAUGUGUCUGCAAGCCAUUUUGAUCCUCAAUUGUGGUACAAGGCACCAAGGAGACAGCUUUGCGAGGUAAUAAGUCGGUCCUAUGAGGAAGUCAACGUUGUAAGUCUCCGAAUCAGAGGAUACAAUCGGCUAGAAACGGUGUCGCCGGCGUAA
Molecule: messenger RNA, 1485 nt
Organism: Striga hermonthica
Lineage: Eukaryota; Viridiplantae; Streptophyta; Magnoliopsida; Lamiales; Orobanchaceae
Source: the annotation of a GenBank genome assembly